Molecule: messenger RNA, 2487 nt
Organism: Meira miltonrushii
Lineage: Eukaryota; Fungi; Basidiomycota; Exobasidiomycetes; Exobasidiales; Brachybasidiaceae
Product: exocyst complex component Sec6
Exons: 3
Coding region: 1-2487 (828 amino acids)
Biological process (GO): exocyst localization; exocytosis
Cellular component (GO): exocyst
Molecular function (GO): SNARE binding
Source: RefSeq, a predicted model, not a curated record
AUGGUUCAUAUCAGAUCUGUUGGAGCUUCAACAAAUGAAUCACCACAAAUAGGUUUUGUCUCUUCUACCAAUCUAGUUGCCGAUCAUCUCAAAUCACCUGAUGAUCUUGCAAAGAUACCAGCUUUACGAAAGAAACUUCUUAAAGAACAAAGCUCUCUCUCGGCAAAAUUGAAAAGCGGGGCAAAAGAACAAUUAGAAGCCACGCGAGAUGGAUUGAUCAAAUUACAAGCUACACGGAAAGAUGUGACUUCCAUUCGUGAUUCGUUCACCGAGAUUGAGGGCAUAUGCGGUGAAAGUAUGGGCACACAUGAUGGCAUGACCUCAACAUCGCGCAAUACCAAUGCAUCAAGAAGCUUCCGUGUGAUCAGUGAAGUUUCACAAAUCCAUCGUAAUUUUGUCGAAACAGCUUCCAUACUGGAAAAGCUAGAAAAGCUUCCUUCUCAGAUUGAAACUUUGGCGAUACGAUUGCAUAAAGCGCAAGAGGAUCUACUCAAUCCAUCCAAUGAUAUUCUUGUGCUGCACUUUCACAUCUCCAAAUUGGAAUUGUUCCGCAAUGAGACAGUUCAGAUCGGUCGCCGAUGCUCCUCUGAAGUUCGACAAACACUCAAUGAAUAUUUCUCACCAUUGGAUGGUCUGAUAAAGCGCUUUGAAGCAUAUCUGAUGGAAAUUUGCAGUCAAAUGAUGGAGCUAUUGCGUAAUGGACAUCUGACGAUUGUGAUUCUGGUCUUAAAGAUCAUAGAGAAGGAAAGUCGGGAAGAUGAAAAAGCAGCAGCUAUCAGACUUGCAAAAAAAGCAAAUUUGGAAGGAGCGGCUCGAUUCCGAUCCGUCAUUGCUAAUGCGCGAGUUAUCAAAUUGUAUCGACCGAAGCUAAUGGAGAGACUGGACGAAGCCAAUCGAGAGCUCUUUGACGAGUGCUGGUCCCGAUUUGGCGCUCCGAAAGAUGAAGGCGAACGUGCAGAUUAUUCUGAUUUCCUUGGCCAUCUAGACUGGAUAUACCAGGAUCUGGAUUUCGUGAAGGAAGAGAUGGAAAAAGUCUUUCCGAGUGAUUAUAACAUCUUCCGAUUUUACGUUAAAUCGUAUCACAAGCAUCUAGGUGAAAUUCUUCGCAAUAGAAUCUUAGCAACUGAUCCCGAAGCGAGUAUUUUGUUGGUUCUGUAUCAAUUCGGUCAAGAGUACAAGAAGACAAUGACCAAAGAACUUGAUGUUGACUCGAAGUGGCUUGAACCUAGCUUGUUGGGCGGAAAGGAACAGACGAUAAUCGAUGAUUAUCUCGGCUUAAUUACCCGAAAGAUUGACGAAUGGACUGCCAACUUAAUGUCGGAUGAAGUGCGCGAUUUCGUUGCAAGAGAACGUGCUCCCGACGAAAGCUCUGAAGGAUUAUACGGACUGCAAUAUGCUGCGAUUUUAUUCCAAAUGAUUAAUCAACAAGUGGAUGUUGCAGCAGAUUCUGGUCAAGCAAGCAUUCUUUCCCGAGCCGUUUCGCAUGCUUGUCAAGCGAUGCGUGCAAGUCAGGCGACUUGGUUGCGUGUAUUGGAACAAGAAUUCAAGAAGCAAAGAGAAGCUAAAGGACCGGAAGAGGUAACAGAAGGAUUGGUAGAAUAUGUGAUCGCUCUGGCAAACGAUCAAUUAAGGAGUGCAGAUUAUGGCGAGGCACUCAUGACGCGGGUAGAGGGAAUGGUCUCAGAAAAGUACAAACCACAGAUUCGUGAAGCGAUCGACAAUGUGAUUAACGGAUAUCUGGACGUCAGCAAGCGUUGUACCCAAGUCUUGGUCGAUCUCGUCUUUGCGGAUCUGAGACCGGUCUUGAAGGAUCUAUUUUCUUACCCGCAAUGGUAUACGGAAGGCAUCAUGACAACCAUUAUCGAAACGAUUCGGGAUUAUACUUCUGAUUACAGUGAAAGAGUCAAUCCGGACUUAUUUGAUGUGUUGUGCAAUGAUCUGAUGGAUCGAUUCAUGACGUCAUACCUAGGCUCUCUCCGGCGAACCAGCAAAUUACGGAUGCCUUCGGCGGGUGAACGAAUGCGAUCAGACAUUGAGGAAUGUCGAUCGAUGUUUGCUUCUUUCAAAUCUACCGAAGAUGUUGCUUCGCGCUUUGAAGUCUUGGAUAUGGUUCUUUCGAUGAUCACUUCAUCAUCGACGAUGGUAUUUUUAUCUUAUUGGACGUUUGCAAAAGCACAUGGCUCACAGUUAGCUUUUCUCGAAGCUUUAAUGCGAGCACGGGAUGAUAUAGACAAGAGUGACGUGACCGCAAUCAUGGAAAGUGCACGAAGAAAAGUCAAGCAAGAGAAUUUGAGCGAGAUACCUGAAGGAGGGAUCACGAUUGUUGGACGGGUGGAAGCUGCUCAUGCUGGCGAAGCGGGCCUUUUCGGAGGAAGAUUGAAUCUGCCUGGCGCAACCAAAGCACUCACUGGAGCAUUGGCAGCCAGUGCACGAUUGAUGGGUGCCGGAUGGCGACAAGCAAACAUUCCACCAGUGAGCUCAACUUGA